Abrus precatorius (Indian licorice) is the source of this 2089-nucleotide messenger RNA. RefSeq lists its product as uncharacterized. NCBI's taxonomy places the organism in Eukaryota, Viridiplantae, Streptophyta, Magnoliopsida, Fabales, Fabaceae. The transcript is spliced from 2 exons. The coding region runs from base 463 to 1359 and encodes 298 amino acids. The record is from RefSeq and is a predicted model, not a curated record.
GUUGAAAGCAGAAAACAAAACAGAGGAGAGUAUGACGGUGACUGCAAGAAAAACCGCCUCUCUCUCUCUCUCUCCGUUCUCAAUUUCUCAUAUCCCUUUGUUUUCUUUUGACUUCUUCCAAUAAUAUCUCUUUCCCUUUCCCUAUUUUUACCUUUUACAAAUCAAUUUAUCAAAAUAAAACAAAUCAAAACCCAAUUUUUUCUUGUUUUCCCCGAAAUACAAACACGCCCUUCCUUUCUCUUUCUCCUUCGUCUAAACGCCGUAGUUAAACCCCCUUUUUUUCCGCACCUCCUUUCUCUCUUCUCAUUACCUAACGCAUUUCACCAAACAAUCCCCAACCCAGAUUUCUACUUCCCCUCUCACAAUUCACAAAUUCCCCAUUUUUUUUCUUCCCUCUUCUCAAUCCCAAUUAACAAAUUUCACAUUCCUUUAUUUGUUCUUAAAGGGAAAUUGGAUCCGUAUAUGGAUCAACAAGACGAAGCGAUUUCGAAAACUUCGAACUCGUUGACCUUCCCUUCGUUGACCCAUUCGGCGUGCCUCGAAAUCAGACUCUUCUACGUUCGAAUCUCACCCUGCGUCGUCAACAGCGUCCCCGAUCACCUCACCCUCUGCCACCCCCACCGUCAAAUCGGCGUUUCCUUCGUCAUCAAUGGUUCUCCGGUGCCGGCGUCGGAGCCAGCACCGAUCCCUCUCCGGCGAGACCGCGUUGACCGUGACGCCGCCGAGGUCACCUACGUCGCCACCGACAGCGUGCGUCUGAGCGGCAGCGCCGACUUCGAGGUGUAUGAGAACGAGGGAUUGUUCCUAUGCGGGUCGUUGGAGCGGUUGGACUCCGAGUGGGGAAACGGGUCGGGUUGGAGCAUGGAUUGUCAUGUGGGCCUGGAGUCCAUUGGGUCGGGGUGUUCGGCCUUUUUCAGGCCCAAACUUGGGGUUUCGGCGCCGUCGAUUGAGGUUUAUGUUGCGGGGUGUUGCUCCGGCGUGCCGGUGAUUCUGAGCAAGACGAUUCAGAUGAGUCCCCGGAGGAGAGUUCCCAGGCAUGCCACGUUGGAUGCUAUUCCUGAAGAUGAGGAAAUGAUGGAGAAGAACCGCACUGGUGUCAACGGUUUCAUUCAUCAUCGGAAAUUGCAGCUAACGGGGUCUGAAGUUGAUGAUUAUGAUUCUGAUGAGAAGAUGGGGAAUGGUUUCUACUCUCAAGAGAUGUAUCCUGACGACGACGGACAACUCUCAUGGUUCAAUGCUGGUGUUAGAGUUGGCGUUGGAAUUGGCCUUGGGAUGUGUGUUGGGAUUGGAAUCGGUGUUGGAUUGCUCAUGCGUUCAUAUCAAACGACAACCAGAAAUUUCAGGAGGAGAUUUUUCUAAGCAGUGAUAAGGAAUUCACUACUCUAGCAGUAAUAAGGAGUUCACUACUCUAGUCUAACGACAGGAGCGAGAAAACAUACUGGAGUUCAAUCAAAGGUGGGACAUUCCUGGAGGAGGAACCUCUGAAUUGAAAUUUCAACAAGUUGAAUGCAUGAAGCGCAAGUUUUGUAGAUGAGUGGAGGUUACUAGUGCAUCGUUUUGUUUUGUAGCUUUCCUCAUGAUACCUUCAUGUAUCAUGUAGACUUGCAGAUUUCCAUUUCAUGUAAAUUGUAUCUGAUCCUCCCACAACAAUAGAUAUCAAUAAAAGAGCAAUACAACAGCUUUGAGGAUGUGGUGUGCCAGCAGAAUCUGGUGUUCAGUGACCAGCAUAAGGUCCAGAGGUUUUGAGUUUUGACUAUGAGCAUGUACCGAGGUGUUACUGUUUGUUGGCUUGUAGAUAUAUAUUGUCAUUUGAUACAAAUUUUGAUAAGUAUAAAUAUAUAUUUCUGUUCCAAUGGUGAAUGGAUUUUUUUAGCACUAUUUUCCCUUUCCAGAAAGAUUAUUUCUAAUUUGUUUCAACAAUUGUAAGUUUUAUACGUUUAUUCUGGAAAUUUUAAGCUUCUGUCACGAGUCACGACCAUAGAACGCUGAUAAUUUGAUGAAACUUCCCUGGUAAAAAAACAUGGCUCAACAAGAUGAAACAGGUUCGCGUGUAUUUGUUUUCAUGGUCAAUAAAUUAUAAUAUAUUUAC